AUGCGGUAUCUGUUUGGUGUUGUCUCCCUUGUGGCAGGGACGAACUUACUUUCAGAGGCAAAGGCCUCGAAAGCAUCAGUGACAUUCAUCUCCCCCGUGCAAAUCAGCCCUAGGAGUGCCCACAAUGUCAUCGUUGAGUAUUCUGGCGAUGUCGAUGGCGAGCUGACGAUUACUUACGGCUCGUGUGGUAAUGUAGCCAUCUCCGAUGCAAAGCAACGGCUUGGUACAACUCGUGUUGGCAACCAUCCUUUAUCCGCGCGUCAUAUAGACCAUGAGGACAGGCGGCCAACUAAGUUUGUUUGGUUGACACCUUCCGAGACGUCGGAUGGAUGUCUACACGCGUUCCUGGAUGAUGAGCUAGUCGGCCAAUCGGAAGAGCUCCGGACUUACGAUCAUGUGGCUCGCCGCAGCGAGAAGAAAACAUUUGCCGAUGUAGCUGGGGAUGAUAGCAUGUGGUUCGAUGGUGUGGCAUACUUGAAGCAGAAACAGCCUGACGAGGCCUUUGUCGCUGCGGCCAAGAAUAAAUCUUUCGGUAUUCUUGGUGGUGGAAUAUCAGGGCUCGCAUCCUCUUUGAUGCUAGACUCGGUUGGCAUUCAUAAUUGGAAGAUUCUUGAAUCCUCUGAACGUGUCGGUGGUCGUAUCAAGACUGUUUACCUCAACGGUAGCUCCCCCGAGGACGGCCAGUACCAUGAACUCGGUCCGAUGCGAUUCCCAGUCGAGAUCACUGAUUCUGAGACAAACGAGACUUUUCCUAUCAUGGACCAGCGUAUGGUUUUCCAACUAGCUGAUGUUAUGAAUGAGCUGAACGCUGGAAAUGAGACGUUGCAAGUCAAAUUCUGGGAAUGGAUCCAGAGCUCUCCGAAUACACCUGCCGAUACUCCCUUCCGUCGCCCUGAUGGAACAAUUCCUGGCAAGAAGGAGGUAGCGAGUGACCCAGCGUACUACAAUCCGACAGUAUACCAUAAUGCCACGGCUGCUGAAGAGGCUAUUCAAGCACUUGACAACUUCAAGGGUCUAACUCCCGAGCGCAUUCGAAUGUACGCCACAAAUAUAUUCGCAGCUUAUAAGCAGGCGAAAGAAGAUGGCAUGUUCGACUACUCUGAGGUCUCUUAUCUUCGGCAUGUCAUGAAAACUGACCUCAACACCACUGAUGAGGUCACGCCAUCUCAAAACUAUUGGCCCAUGUGGGAGUAUGAGACGGUAUAUUUCCUCGCAAGCAAAUGGGUCACAAUCCAAGGCGGCCUUAGCCGGCUGCCCGCUGCAUUUGAGCCACAUAUCAAAGACAGGAUACAGUACGGUGCCAAAGUCAACGGCUUACACUAUAACAAGGACAACGAUACCCUUUCCGUGACAUGGAGGCCGACAGGAUCUGAGCCUUUCUCGACUCCCAACAAGGUCACCAACUUUGACUAUGUUCUCAAUAGUGUCCCACUCAACCUAAUGAAGUUCUGGAACAUGCCGCCUUACUCAAGUCUUCUGAAGCGAAGCAUUGAUAGGACUAUCUAUGCCAACGCCUGCAAGGUUGCAGUACAGUUCAAGACUCGGUUCUGGGAGCAUCUAGAGAGGCCUGUUCUGGGGGGCUGCACUCGCCUCUAUAGCCCACAGCUAGGCCAAGUCUGUUACCCAUCAUGGCAUCUUAACGCGACAGGUCCUGGCACCAUGCUGGCAUCUUACCUGUCCGACUACGAAGCUACCGUUGCCUGCGCCAUGUCCGAAGAGGAGCACAUGGCCUACAUCAAGAGAGCCUUUAGCGAGAUCCACGGCAGCGAAAUCGUCGAGGAAAACUGGACAGGGAACUAUGCCCGCCAUUGCUGGGAACAGGACGAGCACCACGCCGGCGCCUUCACGAUGCAGAUUUUCUCUCAGCAGCACCUGUAUUUACCUGCCUUCUACCGAACCGAGUUCAAGACGGUUUUUAUCGGGGAGGCUGCAACAUUCACUCAUACCUGGCUCUUUAGCGCUUUGGAGAGUGCUACCAGAGGCACAGUCCAGUUAUUGUUGGACAUGGGGCUUGUUGAUGAAGCCAAACAGAUUACGAAUACAUGGAUGGCGCGGUGGAUAGAUCUGUAA
Messenger RNA from Clonostachys rhizophaga, 2070 nucleotides. NCBI's taxonomy places the organism in Eukaryota, Fungi, Ascomycota, Sordariomycetes, Hypocreales, Bionectriaceae. The record is from the annotation of a GenBank genome assembly.